AUGGCCUCUGCCGCCCGAUCACCCGCCGUCCUCCGGCGCUCCCUCCUUUACGUCCCCGCGUCCUCCCCAAAGAUGCUCACCAAGUCCCUCGGCCUCACCUCCGACAACAUCACCUACGACCUCGAAGACUCCGUCACGCCCUCCGCCAAGCCCUCCGCCCGCGCCCACCUCCGCGCCCACCUCUCCUCCCUCCCCUCCCGCCCCUCCACCACCCGUGAGCUCGCCGUCCGCGUCAACGCCGUCUCCACCGGCCUCGCCCUCGCCGACCUCUCCGCCCUCGCGCCCCUCCCCGCCGUCGACGCCGUCGUCGUCCCCAAAGUCGACUCCCCCUCCGACCUCCUCUUCGUCACCGACCUCCUUCGCCACCUCUGCGCCCCCGACCGCCCGCCCGUCAAGGUCCUCGCGCUCAUCGAGUCGGCCAAGGCCGUGGUCGACCUCCCGGCCAUCUGCCGCGCCGCGCCCGACCACCUCAGCGGGCUCAUCUUCGCCGCCGAGGACUUUGCGCUGGACCUGUCCAUCACGCGCACGCCGUCGCUGAGCGAGUUCUUGUACGCCCGCUCGGCGGUGGUGACGGCCGCGAGGGCGGCGGGGCUGCCGAGCGCGAUCGAUCUGGUGUGCACGCGGUUCCGCGGCGAGGAGGGCAAGCGCGCGCUCGAGGAGGAGUGCGUGGGCGGGAGGGGCAUGGGGUUCAACGGGAAGCAGUGCAUACACCCAUCGCAGGUCGAGGCGGUGCAGCGGCUGUUCGCGCCGACAGAGGAGGAGGUCGAGUGGGCGGUGCGGCUGGUCGUCGCGGACGACAAGGCGGCUGCGGCGGGACGCGGCGCCUGGACCAUGGACGGCAAGAUGAUCGACGCCCCGGUCUCGGGCAAGGCUCGCGCCAUCGUCAGCAAGGCGGAGCAGUGCGGCAUGGACGUGGACAGUCUACGAACAAAGUGGAAGGAUCAAGAACCAGAAUAA
Cordyceps fumosorosea ARSEF 2679 is the source of this 957-nucleotide messenger RNA. RefSeq names its product Citrate lyase, beta subunit. The record is from RefSeq and is a predicted model, not a curated record. The transcript is spliced from 2 exons. NCBI's taxonomy places the organism in Eukaryota, Fungi, Ascomycota, Sordariomycetes, Hypocreales, Cordycipitaceae. Gene Ontology annotation, molecular function: magnesium ion binding; catalytic activity. The coding region runs from base 1 to 957 and encodes 318 amino acids. Gene Ontology annotation, biological process: oxaloacetate metabolic process.